This is a messenger RNA of Metarhizium robertsii ARSEF 23, 768 nucleotides long. Its product is annotated as peptidase family C54 protein. NCBI's taxonomy places the organism in Eukaryota, Fungi, Ascomycota, Sordariomycetes, Hypocreales, Clavicipitaceae. The record is from RefSeq and is a predicted model, not a curated record. Bases 1 to 768 code for a protein of 255 amino acids. Gene Ontology annotation, molecular function: protein-phosphatidylethanolamide deconjugating activity. The transcript is spliced from 2 exons.
AUGGAAUCCGCUAUUGCCAAUGUCGAUCUCGGCAAGUACCGGCGAAUCGUUCAACUGUUUUGGGACCCUGAACCAGUCAACGAUCAGCAAUUAGACCAGCCUGUGUGGUGUCUAGGCCGCGUUUAUUCUCUGUCCGCAAAGGACACACAAGAUGCGCCUAUGAAUGUUCAGCACGAAGACCAGAGCGUCCAGUCGCUUUCGAAAAAACAUGAUACUUCAUCGAAUUCGAAGGAAGAGAACUCUGCAGAACCAUUAGCAGUAGGUACGGAUACUGAGGGAACGCCUCUGGAUUCGUACUCUGGAAGCUUUUCAUCUUCUCUCGCAUAUGAGGAACCAAGUCCCGUUGGCGCUGGAUGGCCUGCGGCCUUCUUGGAUGAUUUUGCUUCGCGAUUUUGGAUGACCUACCGAUCAAACUUUGAGAUUAUCCCGAAGUCGACGGACCCUAAAGCAGCAUCAGCUUUGUCUCUGUCAAUGAGAAUAAGGAGCCAACUUGUGGACCAGAGCGGCUUCACAUCGGAUAGCGGCUGGGGAUGUAUGAUUCGUUCUGGGCAAAGCUUGCUUGCCAAUGCCAUGGCGGUUUUGGAUUUGGGAAGAGACUGGCGCCGAGGGAUGCUGCCAGAUCGUGAGCGGCGGCUCCUUGCAUUAUUUGCUGAUGAUCCUCGAGCACCAUAUUCCAUUCACAAUUUUGUACGACACGGAGAAAAAUACUGCAGUAAAUACCCAGGCGAGUGGUUUGGUCCUUCCGCUACUGCUCGUUGUAUCCAGUAA